AUGCAAAUGAAGGUUAAUCAUAUGUAGGCUGGUUGCGUGGCGUGUUCUUUUUUCGGCGGUAAAUCGCACAAGAUGGCGGAGCAAGUGAACGGCGAGCAAAUUCAGCAGAAUUUGGACGACAUGAGCCAAGAUCUUAUGGCCACAACAACAGAGGCGGUUGCCAUCGAGCAGCAAGAGACCGAUAUGACCAACUUGACGGGAGACGGUAGCGCGGCGCCGGUAGCCGGCGAAGAUGUGCCUCCCGGAAGCAAAAUCAACUCGACCAAAGAUGAUGACGACGACCGGAAAAUGUUCGUGGGCGGUCUGAGCUGGGAGACAACAGAGAAGGACCUGAAGGACUACUUUGCACAGUACGGAGAUAUCGAAGACUGCACGAUCAAGAUCGACCCUGUCACGGGGAGGUCACGCGGCUUCGGAUUCAUCCUGUUUUCCAAGGCGGAGAGUGUGGAAAAGGUCCUGGCAAAGCCCGUCCAUACACUGGAUGGAAGGAACAUCGAUCCCAAGAUCGCAAAGGCACGUGGGGGCAAGGAACCCAUCAAGAAGAUCUUUGUUGGGGGCCUGAACCCAGACUACCCAGACGAGGACCUGAAAGCCUAUUUCUCUAAGUUUGGAGAGAUCAAGGAGCUAGUCCGCCCCAAGGACAAGGGCACCCAGAAGUACCGCGGGUUCUGCUUCAUCACAUUCGACUCUGAGAAGAUCGUGGACACCAUCACGCAGACACAGUGGCACACCCUGGGCUCACACCAGGUCGGCACUGAGAUGUCCGAAGUUACGUGUGAAGUGAAGAAAGCCACCCCCAUGCAGGAUAACACCAAGAACCAGUGGGGAGGAGGUGGUGGUUACGGUUAUAGAGGGGGAAACAACUGGGGCCAACAGCAGGGUGGUUACGGAUAUGGGUACCCAUACCAGGCCUACGGAGGCCAGGGCUAUGGCGGCUACGGAGGUGGCAACUAUGGCCAGGGGUAUGGAUACGCAGGGGGUUACGGAAGCUACUAUGACUACUACCCACCCAACUACGGAUACGGGGGCCAACAGUAUGGCAAAGCACCCGCCAGGAAGGGCCACGUGGCUUCCUACCACCCGUACGCCCCUCGCUAGUCCCCUGUCUGCAUCGUAGGCUCCUGCGGAGGAGUGAGAGAAGAGAGGGAGUGAAAGAGAAGGGGAGGGGAGAGGGAGAGAGAGAGAGGAGAAAAGACAUGCCUCAUUUCCUUUACAACUUGCAACAGACGUUCCUUCUGAUACAAGUCUGCUGGGAGCAAAUUUGUGUCCACCUCGAUGGUGCAGAACUCAUCCUCGACGUACCAAGACUCCACAUGGACUCAACGUCACGAUCGCCCGUUCCUUUUAUAUUACCCAAUCAUUUCCUUUCUCUUUGGUAAUUUCUUGUCGUAAGUUGUUGAGUAUUUUAUGCCCUGAGAGGUACGCCUUACUGAAUAAAUAAAGUGUAAAUGUGUUGAAGUUUUAUCUUGUUCUAGCAGUAAAUGUCGGUUGUCCUGUCUGCACUUGUAAAUUCGGCUGCUAACUUCAAUAUUGCUUCGUGUCUGCCACGUGCAAUAUAUUUUUCCAGAAGAAAGUUACCAUGUAGUUUAAAAAGCAUUUCUUUCCAUUAAUUAACAAGGACUAUUUUCCAAAGAACUUCCACUAAUUAUUAAAAGUAAAAGAAAUCCCUAGGUAAAUUUUUUUCGUCAUACGUAGUGCUAACACGGAAGACAAUUUUCUACAUCAUGGACAACAUCGGAGAAAUAAAACAUUUUUGAAAUAUG
Branchiostoma belcheri (Belcher's lancelet) is the source of this 1763-nucleotide messenger RNA. RefSeq names its product heterogeneous nuclear ribonucleoprotein D0-like. Gene Ontology annotation, cellular component: nucleoplasm. Bases 73 to 1098 code for a protein of 341 amino acids. Gene Ontology annotation, biological process: regulation of gene expression. The transcript is spliced from 9 exons. The record is from RefSeq and is a predicted model, not a curated record. Gene Ontology annotation, molecular function: RNA binding. NCBI's taxonomy places the organism in Eukaryota, Metazoa, Chordata, Leptocardii, Amphioxiformes, Branchiostomatidae.